Messenger RNA from Trypanosoma cruzi, 1184 nucleotides. RefSeq lists its product as uncharacterized. The annotation marks the transcript as partial. The transcript has a single exon. The record is from RefSeq and is a predicted model, not a curated record. Lineage: Eukaryota; Euglenozoa; Kinetoplastea; Trypanosomatida; Trypanosomatidae. Gene Ontology annotation, cellular component: mitochondrion.
AUGCUGCACUGCGGUCGUCUGUUUGCCAAGAAACGAGUGCCACCGCUUGGCUACAGCAGCAGGGAAUUCUCAAGGAAGUUGCGGUCACCGCGGGCGUCGAAGCCGUGGCGCGACCGUCACGUGGUUUCUGGCGGGCAGAUCGAGGUCUCGCCAAGCACCGAAAACAACGUACACGGGGAUCUUUCUACGCGGCCACCUCUUGGCAUUCGCGACGUGCGGGUUAAUUCUGCUGGGGAUUUCACUACGGCAGCGCUGCCAGAAGCCAACUAUGAUACAAUGGCCUCCAAUAGCAUGCUACCAGUCGAACAAGAAGGAGAUUCUGGCGUGGCGACGGUGACUUCAACACCUCCAGUCGCGAAACUUCCGUUUGGGAAGGCACUGGAGCUGAAGGUUGAGGAUGUGAAGACGUACAAGGAGGGCCCGGUCCCCCUGCACCUUCAGCAGUUCCGUCGGAGCCGGCGUGAGGCGGCGGAGUCCAUUCUUCUUCCCCGUCACAUCAACCAGUUGUUUCACAAAAUUAUGGGUUGGACGGAAGACGUCGUGGAGGUGGAUUCGGAGUUGGCGCCACUUGACCCCGGAGCCGAUGGCAAAGCGAAAGCAAGUGAAACGCAACCAGAGUUGAAGAAAAGCGCAGCGGUUUUGCGUCAAAAGUACGACACACUCAGAGACAAGAUGAAAUACGGUGUGCUCUUGGAUAGCUACGAAAAGGACAAGUUUGCGAUUGAACACCAAUUGGAGAUUGCUGGCGAGCGGUUUGAGCGGAAAUUUAUGGAAUGGGAGGGGAUGCAUGUGCUGGACCAAGAUUCCACAGCCGCCAUGCAGGGAGUGCUGGAGAACAAGAGCUCCAUCGUGAUGGAUCUGCCAUCAUCCUUCCACAUUCCUGUCGUGAACCGCGAUUGCUGCAAGGGCUGUGGAGCGCUCUUGCAGGACAAGGAUGAGAACGUGUUUGGAUAUGUGCGCCGCGGGGACAUUGAGAGGUACAUCUUGGACCGACAGGCCAAGAUGAAGGCCCGGGCAGAGUAUGCGGAUCGUAUGUCAGAACUGCAGGCCCACUGGCAAAAGCAUGGUCGCCGAGUCGGGGAGGAGUGGUUGGACUUUAUGACGCAGGAGGAAUUUGACGCCUUUUACAAGGAUCAAAACAAACCGUUUGUUUGCCAUCGCUGCCACGCGUUGGAGAACCUCGG